CAUCAGGAGCCAUACUCAAGACAGAGACGGUGAACAGCAGAUCUGCCUACAGCCACAACUAUGAACUCAGUCACUGCCUUCGUUGCCUGCUUGCUUAUCCUAGGUGCACAAGGACAACCAGGCAGCAAAUCUAAUAAAUGCAAAUGUUACAGUUACAUUGGCAGGAUCAGCCCAAAGCUCAUCAAGGCUGAGCCAGUGAUACACUACCCAAGUAUCUUCUGUCCACAUACAGAGAUCAUUGUCACCACAAAAGCAGAUAUGAAGAAGUGUGUGAAUCCAGAGUCCCCACUUGGACGACACAUUCUAAAAAAUCACAACAAGCAAGGGAAGAAAGGAUCUGUAAGCACCACGACUGCUGGUCAGAGUACUGCUGCAAUCUAAACAAGACACUGCACAACCUACAAGCUGCACUCCUACUGCACAGCAGAAGUGACACCUGGUUGUUGACCUAAAA
Oreochromis niloticus (Nile tilapia) is the source of this 454-nucleotide messenger RNA. Its product is annotated as C-X-C motif chemokine 10. The record is from RefSeq and is a predicted model, not a curated record. Lineage: Eukaryota; Metazoa; Chordata; Actinopteri; Cichliformes; Cichlidae. The coding region runs from base 61 to 381 and encodes 106 amino acids. Gene Ontology annotation, cellular component: extracellular region. Gene Ontology annotation, molecular function: chemokine activity. Gene Ontology annotation, biological process: immune response. The transcript has 4 exons.